Molecule: messenger RNA, 1383 nt
Organism: Candoia aspera
Lineage: Eukaryota; Metazoa; Chordata; Lepidosauria; Squamata; Candoiidae
Gene: PRPF38A
Product: pre-mRNA processing factor 38A
Exons: 10
Coding region: 48-986 (312 amino acids)
Cellular component (GO): precatalytic spliceosome
Source: RefSeq, a predicted model, not a curated record
UUUUUUUUACUUCUCGAAACGCGGAACGCUUAGUGCUAAACUCGGCCAUGGCAAACCGGACGGUAAAGGACGCGCACAGCAUCCACGGCACUAACCCACAAUACCUGGUGGAGAAGAUCAUUCGCACUCGCAUCUACGAGUCCAAGUAUUGGAAGGAAGAAUGCUUCGGUCUCACAGCUGAAUUGGUUGUAGAUAAAGCUAUGGAAUUGAGAUACACUGGUGGAGUUUAUGGUGGAAACAUAAAGCCUACGCCAUUCUUGUGCUUGACUCUGAAGAUGCUGCAAAUUCAGCCUGAAAAAGACAUAAUUGUUGAGUUUAUAAAGAAUGAAGACUUCAAAUAUGUGAGAUUACUAGGUGCAUUAUAUAUGAGACUGACUGGGACUGCCAUAGACUGCUACAAAUAUCUUGAACCUUUAUACAAUGAUUAUCGAAAAAUAAAAAGCCAAAAUAGAAAUGGGGAGUUUGAGCUCAUGCAUGUGGAUGAGUUUAUUGAUCAAUUGCUUCAUGACGAGCGUGUCUGUGAUAUUAUUUUACCUAGAUUACAGAAAAGGUACGUUCUGGAAGAAGCUGAACAACUGGAGCCACGGAUCAGUGCUUUGGAAGAGGAUAUGGAUGACGUCGAGUCUAGUGAGGAUGAGGAAGAGGAUGAUGAAAAGCUGGAUAGAGCCCCUUCACCCGAUCACAGAAGAAGAGGAUACAGGGAUUUAGACAAACCUCGUAGAUCUCCAACACUGCGCUACAGAAGAAGUCGAAGCAGAUCUCCUAGAAGGCGAAGCCGAUCCCCAAAGAGGAGAAGUCCAUCACCAAGGCGGGAAAGACAUCGCAGUAAGAGCCCAAGGAGGCACCGAAGUAGAUCUAGAGAAAGACGCCACAGAUCAAGAUCUAAAUCUCCAGGGCACCAUCGUAGCCACAGACAUCGUAGUCAUUCCAAGUCUCCAGAAAGAUCUAAAAAGAGCCAUAAGAAAAGCCGUCGGGGAAAUGAAUGACCUUAACCUGUUUCGUGAAUUGGAGACGUGCACUCUCUUUUUUUGGCGGGGGGGGGGGGGUAGAUGAGAUCACAUGGUAGAUAGAUGCUCCUCUGGCAGCUCACAGUGUUUUAGCAUUCAGAGUUUCUUGGUCAGUAUAAACCCUGUUAAGGUUCAAAGUGAGGACAGGACCAUACAUAGUGGGUUCUCCCUAUAGCCCUCUGUGCACCACCCUAAGUCCCCUUACAUUUCUGAUCUCAUUUGGUUUAAUUACAGAUUUUAAAAGACAGUUCUCUAUAUUCAAGGAUUAUAAUCAGGAGAAUUCUUCUCACACUCAAAAUUCAUACCUCUUCCCUUCAGACUUUCUAAUCAACAUUAAGGUUGUAAUAUGUGGUCACAGGGUCACUGAGGAUAGGUC